AUGGCCUGGGUGCGGGUGGGACUUUUAUGCGACGGUGAUCGACGCUGCUGUCGAGGUCGUCCGAGUGUCGUGACGUCGUUUCGACCAGAAGUGCGGCGGUCGUCAGAAUGCUCGGCCCGUCGACAUCGACAGCGGGACUCGGCGUCGAGUGAGGAGGAUGAGGUGCCAUCACCGGGCGUGUCGCGAAGCUUCGCUGCUGUGUCCACCAAUGACUUUUCCUAUGGCUACACGGUGAACAGUCCAGUGCAGAAAAAUCAUCAGUCGGUGCAGCAAACGAGUCGCGACGGUGUCGUUACGGGCCACUACUCGUUUCUCGACGCUGUCGGGAAUUUGCAUGUGACCGAAUACACUGCAGACUCGGACCACGGGUACCGAGCCAAGACCUACACAGUACCCAACUACGGAUCCCCAUCGAACCCGGCAUUAGCUGCCCAGAAGCGAGCGAACCCGUUCAUAACCCGGGACUCGUCUGCUGACGCGAGGAAACAAGGGACGUCAGUGGUGACCUCUGGUGGUGUGAGAACCGGGAAAACAGCAGUUUUCAAGACACCGGAAGAAGAGUUUGGGGUUCGAUUGGUCACCAAACCAGUGACCAAAGUCAAGGAUUUCCCAACCUUGAUACCCUUCAAUCCCAGACCGACAGCAGCUACAUCUAUUGAUGAUGGAAAAAUCUUCACCUUCACCAGACAUGGCAGGCAACCAAUUGCUCAUUUGAUCGAGUUGUCGACGAUUCCCACAACGGCCUCACCAUCAGAAUCGGAUGAAGUCCGAACGACUAUUGAUCUUCUCCGGGUUCCUGUGACAGGAAAUGACGAAGAAUCUUCACAGAUUUCAACGGAAAAAGACCAGGAUUCAGGAUUCAGACAAUCCGGGGUUAAUUCAAACUUGAACAGCGGUUUUCAGCGCGUUAAUUUCCAAGAUUUCGGCCCCAGGUUCCGAGUGACUCAAACUCCGUUCGUACUCCAGAAAUCUUCAGAUUUCGGCAUCAAAAUCCAGGAAUUCAAUUCGCAGGAAAUCCGGGGACAAAAUUCGGAUUCACUGUUUUCAAAAAAUGUUGAACAAUCUCAGAAACGGGAAUCUCAAGAAUUUUUCCCUACAACUCAAUCAGCAAGCAGACCACAAGACGUAGAUUCGAAAGAAAUCGACGUUUUGUCAACGCUUAGGCUCUUCACUCUUCCUCAACAAACAGCUUCAGCGAAUGUUUUAACGAGCCAGCUUUCAUCAACAGAAAUUUCCAAGCUUUCAACAGAUGCAAAAAGUCAAGAACUUUUGUUUGAUUCUCCGAAACCUACGACACCGAUUGUCAAAAGAAGGAAAAGUGCGAGAAAGAUUCUGACCAGGACUUCGCCGAUUUUCCAGACAACUACUGAAUUAACUCCUUUAACAUCUUCCUUGAGUUUGAGUUCAACAGAAGUUUUGAGCAGUUCUGCUUUGUCCCCAUCAACCACUUCAACCACUGAAUUGACCACUUCAACUCAAGUGCAAAAGAAAAAGAAAAAGAAGCAGCCCAAAACUAAAACAAGUCCAAGUCCUCCGCAGACUUCAUCAGAAUCCCUCAUUACAAGACCUGGCCCAGAAAUCCCAUCACAACAGCUGUCAACUGCUCAAGAAAGCACUGAAAUCACCACAACUUCUGCUCCAACUUCUGGAAAGCCCAGGAAAAUCAUCAGGAAGAAAAAGAAGAAGACCACAGCUUCCCGCAAAGGAGAGACUGAGCCUAUUUUGGCUACCAAGAAGUGCUGUGAUUUUGAAAACAUGGACUCUGAAACAAAAUUGGUUGUUGGAAUUGUCUACGCGUCCAUCAUUCUUGACAAUGUCCUUUUGACUGCCAUCGGGGAUUGUGCUGCUGUGAGCUGGAAGAACCCGAUAGCCCUGGUUUACGACCGGCAGAUCCCGUUCUUCAUCACCGGGGCAGAAGACAGGGCCCGGGUUUGCAGAGGCAAGUCUUUGGACCGGAAUGUCACCGGGUACUACCCGGGCUUCAUGUUUUUCGACACGGACCUGACAACCCAGACAACCACAAAAUUCUGCGCCAUUUCUCACCCGCACCCCAAUGCCACUGGGACCAAGGUUAAGACGAAUCCCGACUUUGAGGGUGCAUUAUCGGUGGACGACAAAAGUCCAUUGUGCGAAUAA
Messenger RNA from Notodromas monacha, 2136 nucleotides. Lineage: Eukaryota; Metazoa; Arthropoda; Ostracoda; Podocopida; Cyprididae. The record is from the annotation of a GenBank genome assembly.